This is a messenger RNA of Raphanus sativus (radish), 2917 nucleotides long. Its product is annotated as type IV inositol polyphosphate 5-phosphatase 6. NCBI's taxonomy places the organism in Eukaryota, Viridiplantae, Streptophyta, Magnoliopsida, Brassicales, Brassicaceae. The record is from RefSeq and is a predicted model, not a curated record. The coding region runs from base 598 to 2451 and encodes 617 amino acids. The transcript is spliced from 11 exons. Gene Ontology annotation, biological process: phosphatidylinositol dephosphorylation. Gene Ontology annotation, molecular function: phosphatidylinositol-4,5-bisphosphate 5-phosphatase activity; inositol-polyphosphate 5-phosphatase activity; phosphatidylinositol-3,4,5-trisphosphate 5-phosphatase activity.
UCUCUCUCUCUUACACACACAUCACACAAACACAAAAAGAAGCUUAAGACUCUUCUAUCUCUCUAGAAUCUUUCCACUUUAACUUUCUCACUCUAAAAAUCUGCCCUCAUUGUCUCGCCUCUGUCUACUUCAAGAAUUGAUGUCUCUUUAAAACACUUUCUCUUAUUUUAAAGCACCCUCUCUCUCUCUCUCUCUCUCUCUCUCUCUCUCUCUCUUUGAACACACUUCCUUUUUCGCAUAACACCCCCCAUUAAAACCUUCCCUCAAGAACAAAAAAGGAAAAAAAGGAAGCCCACAAUUUGAGAGAAAAAGAAAGUCUAAGGGAUCUAAACUCACUCACUUCUUAGGUAGAAACCAAGAUUCUAGAGAGAUCCUCCUAUCAUAGCUUACUCUCUUGUUUUAAGUUUCUGUCUGGUCCAUAGGGAGAAACCAAACCCCAUUUUCAUCCUUUUUUGAGGCAGUGAUUCAAACUUUUCUAGGACGAUCUCUAUCGUGUCAUCUUUGUUUAUGGAUGGAUUGAGUUUCUGUUAAAAGGAGAAAAGUGAGCCACACACACACACACUCACUAGUGCAGAAGCAAAAGAAGGAGUAACAAUAAUGAGGGAAGACAAAUCCAAGUCUAAUAAGCUGGCCUGGUCCAAGAAGAUGGUCAGGAAAUGGUUUAAUAUCAAAAGCAAAACAGAGGAGUUUCAAACAGAUGAUCCUUCUACUUCUGCUGGAGUUGAAGUAGAGCGCAGAAGUAGCUUCUCAGCAGAGAAAGCUCCCACCACAAUCAAGAAGACCAAAACUGAGAAGCUAAGUAAGAACUGGGAGCAGCAAGCUCGCCAAAGGAAAAUGAACUAUGAGAAUCCUAGGAUCAUUGAUGUCCAAAACUACAGCAUCUUUACUGCUACAUGGAACGUAGCUGGACGCUCUCCACCUCCUGACUUAAACCUCGAUGAGUGGCUUCACUCCUCAGCUCCUGCAGACAUAUACGUCCUCGGAUUCCAAGAGAUUGUCCCUCUUAACGCUGGUAACAUCCUUGGAUCCGAAGACAACGGACCUGCUCAGAAAUGGCUCUCUCUCAUCCGCAAAACGCUCAACAACCGACCGGGAACCAGCGGAGGAGGAGCCAGCAGCGGUUACCACACCCCUUCCCCUAUCCCUGUCCCCAUGGCAGAGCUUGACGCUGACUUCUCUGGCUCCACGAGACAAAAGAACUCCACCUUCUUCCACAGACGCUCUUUCCAGACCCCAAGCAGCACGUGGAACAACGAUCCUUCCAUCUCUCAGCCGGGUCUUGACCGUCGUUUCAGCGUCUGCGACCGUGUCUUCUUCACCCACAGGCCUAGUGAUUUCGACCCCAGCUUCCGUGGCAGCAGCAGCAGCAGUCACAGGCCUAGUGAUUACUCUAGAAGGCCUAGUGACUACUCAAGAAGGCCUAGCGACUACUCUAGAAGGCCAAGUGAUUACUCGAGACAGAGUGAUUACUCUAGACCAAGUGAUUACUACUCUAGACCGAGUGAUUACUCACGUCCGAGUGACUUCUCAAGGUCUUCAGAUGAUGACAACGGUACUGGAGACUCUCCAAGCACUGUCUUGUACUCGCCAGGCUCUGCGGCUAACGAGAACGGUUAUAGGAUCCCGUGGAACUCUUCUCAGUAUUGUUUAGUCGCUAGCAAACAGAUGGUGGGUGUGUUCUUAACCAUUUGGGUGAAAAGCGAGCUAAGGGAACACGUCAAGAACAUGAAAGUGUCUUGCGUUGGUAGAGGACUAAUGGGAUAUCUUGGGAACAAGGGAUCAAUCUCAAUAAGCAUGCUGCUUCAUCAAACAAGCUUUUGCUUCGUUUGUACACACUUGACUUCAGGACAAAAAGAAGGUGAUGAGCUGAAGAGAAACUCUGAUGUCAUGGAGAUACUCAAGAAAACUAGGUUUCCUCGCCUUAAGAGCUUAGAGGAGGAGAAGUCCCCUGAAAACAUCCUUCAGCAUGACCGGAUAAUAUGGCUUGGAGAUCUGAACUACCGGAUAGCACUCUCUUACCGGUCUGCUAAAGCCCUCGUUGAGAUGCAGAACUGGAGAGCUUUGCUAGAGAACGACCAGUUAAGAAUAGAGCAGAAACGAGGCCAUGUGUUCAAAGGAUGGAACGAAGGAAAGAUCUACUUCCCACCAACGUACAAGUACUCAAGGAACUCGGAUAGAUACUCUGGAGAUGACUUGCAUCCCAAGGAGAAACGUCGCACUCCCGCUUGGUGCGAUAGGAUAUUGUGGUACGGUGAAGGACUGCAUCAGUUAUCUUAUGUAAGAGGAGAGUCACGGUUCUCUGAUCAUAGACCUGUCUAUGGCAUUUUCUGCGCCGAGGUUGAGUCAGCUCAUAACAGGCUAAAACGGACAAUGAGUUGCUCUGCUUCAAGGGUUCAAGCUGAAGAGCUCUUACCUUAUUCCCGUGGAUACACCGAGCUCAGCUUCUUCUAGAUUGUAACCACACAUGUUUCACGGUGAUGAACUAAAGUGUUUUUUGGAUCUUUGAGUGAUGGAGACGUUACAUUGCUUCUUUAACUCAAAGGGAACAGGUGUAGAAUGUGUUUUUAUUUUUGGCCUCGGUUAACUAAUUUUCACAUACCGGUGGUUAUGUGGUGUAUCCGGUUCAUAGUUAUUGAUGGUUUUUGCUAACUUCUGGUGGAUUAGAAAUUUUACAGCUACGUUAUAAGGCAAUCAACUAACCCAACCAGAGAUCGCCAAGUAGACAGAUUAGGAAAGUUAUUUUGAUUUUAUUUAGUUUUCAUUCUUUUGAUUUAGCAUAAUUAGGGAAAAUAUGGGUUUCUGUUCUUUUUUUUUCUGUAAUCAACUGUGGUGUGUCCCACGGUAAUCAUUUUGUAAUGUUUAUGUCAAGUGUAACGAAAACUAUACCAAGGAAAAGAAGAAUUUCUAAUCACGGUAA